This is a messenger RNA of Ictidomys tridecemlineatus (thirteen-lined ground squirrel), 2950 nucleotides long. It is a transcript of the gene Gfap, whose product is annotated as glial fibrillary acidic protein. The record is from RefSeq and is a predicted model, not a curated record. Gene Ontology annotation, molecular function: structural constituent of cytoskeleton. NCBI's taxonomy places the organism in Eukaryota, Metazoa, Chordata, Mammalia, Rodentia, Sciuridae. Gene Ontology annotation, cellular component: cell projection; intermediate filament; cytoplasm. Gene Ontology annotation, biological process: intermediate filament organization; regulation of chaperone-mediated autophagy.
UCCCAUAAAGCCCUCACAUCCCAGGAGUCAGCAGAGGCAAAGCAGGAUGGAGCGGCGACGAGUCACUUCUGCUCGUCGGUCCUACACCUCCUCCGAGAUGUUGGUUCGGAGCCUGGGUCCCAGCCACCUCCUAGGUCCUGGCUCCCGCUUUACCCUGGCUCGAAUGCACCCUCCAAUCCCAGCCCGGGUGGACUUCUCCCUGGCUGGGGCACUCAAUGCUGGCUUCAAGGAGACCCGGGCCAGUGAGCGGGCAGAGAUGAUGGAGCUCAAUGACCGCUUUGCCAGCUACAUCGAGAAGGUUCGCUUCCUGGAACAGCAAAACAAGGCGCUGGCUGCUGAGCUGAACCAGCUUCGGGCCAAGGAGCCCACUAAGCUGGCUGAUGUCUACCAAGCUGAGCUGCGGGAGCUGCGGCUGCGGCUUGAUCAGCUCACUGCCAACAGCGCCCGGCUUGAGGUGGAGAGGGACAAUCUGGCACAGGACCUCGGCACCCUCAGGCAGAAGCUCCAAGAUGAAACCAACCUGAGGCUGGAGGCUGAGAACAACCUGGCUGCCUAUAGACAGGAGGCAGAUGAAGCCACCCUGGCCCGUCUGGAUUUGGAGAGGAAGAUUGAGUCAUUGGAGGAGGAGAUCCGGUUCUUGAGGAAGAUCCAUGAGGAGGAGGUGCGGGAACUCCAGGAACAGCUAGCCCGACAGCAGGUCCACGUGGAGAUGGACAUGGCCAAGCCAGACCUCACAGCAGCCCUGAGGGAGAUCCGCACGCAGUAUGAGGCAGUGGCGUCCAGCAACAUGCAGGAGGCAGAGGAGUGGUACCGGUCCAAGUUUGCUGAUCUCACAGAUGCUGCCGCCCGCAACGCCGAGCUGCUCCGCCAGGCCAAGCACGAGGCCAAUGACUACCGGCGCCAGCUGCAGGCCUUGACCUGCGACCUGGAGUCCUUGCGUGGAACGAAUGAGUCCCUGGAGAGACAGAUGCGCGAGCAGGAGGAGCGCCACGCGCGGGAGGCGGCGAGUUACCAGGAGACCCUGGCGCGUCUGGAGGAAGAGGGACAGAGCCUUAAAGACCAGAUGGCCCGCCACCUGCAGGAGUACCAGGACCUGCUUAAUGUCAAGCUGGCCCUGGACAUCGAGAUCGCCACCUAUAGGAAGUUACUGGAGGGCGAGGAAAACCGUAUCACCAUUCCAGUGCAGACCUUCUCCAACCUGCAGAUCCGAGGGGGCAAAAGCACCAAAGAAGGGGAAGGUCACAAGGUCACAAGACAUCUCAAAAGGCUCACAAUACAAGUUAUACCAAUACAGGCUCACCAGAUUGUAAAUGGAGCCCCGUCGGCUCUCGAAACCAGCCUGGACACCAAGUCCGUGUCAGAAGGCCACCUCAAGAGGAACAUUGUGGUGAAGACUGUGGAGAUGCGUGAUGGCGAGGUCAUUAAGGAGUCCAAGCAGGAGCACAAGGAUGUGAUGUGAGGUGGGCCACCAGGUGGCCCCACAGCAUGAGGGGCCUGUAGUGGGAGCAGUAUAGUUGCUUCUCCUUGGAUAGCUCAUUUCUCCAGACCUGAUUCCUAACUGCUGCUCCCCUCCCUCCUCCAUCUCUACACCAGUCUGCUGCCUUAGGCUCAGUCAGCAUUCGGCCUGCCAGAUGGCACCCACCCAGCACCUAGCAACUUCAACUAACAGGGAACUCACACUAAAGGGGCAGUCUAGAAGUGUGGCCAGUAGCUUGGGUUAAAAUUGGGAGUGAAGGAAUAAGUUGGAUAGGGCAGGGGGCACCUACAAAUCACCCUGUUGUUAUGGCAACUGUUGCCAAAGCUGGAGGUCUCUGGAGUCUCUGGCUUUGAGUUUUCUUAGGCUGCUGGAAGGGGAAGUCCUCACAGGCAAGACAGCCCUGGGCAGAGGCUUGUUCUUCUAGAAUGACCCUGACCAAUGUAGGAGAAGUCCUGCUACCUAGACUACAGAGAAAGGUCCCAGGGGGCCUCCUGAGUGGUAAUUCAAAUGUCUUAAUCCCAUUGAGCUGCCAUCCAGGGAACCAGUCUAUAGGCAGGUAGGAGCUUGGUUCUCAGCUCUCCGGGAAUCUAUAGUUAAGUGGAGAGGGAAGGAGUGUUAGAAGAGCAACGAGGGGGACUUCCUGGCCCCUAGGUAUGGAUACAGAGAGGUCAAACCCAGGACGACUCCCACAUCUGGGGUAGAAGGGACACUGGUAGUGAGGAGGCAGUGGGGAUGAUGCCAGACAUCGGAGUGGGGGUUGUGAGUAACAAGUUACACUUGGCCUCUGGGACAUGGGAAUCCAGAAAAUGACUCAUCCUUUUGAAGAUGCUGAAACAGGGGAGAGAGGGCUGCUUUCCAUGGGGGCAGAGUACCACUGUCUCAGUUCUGAAGGCCUCUUAUGUGCUGCAUAAUCUUUAACCACCCAGGCCUCAGAGCCCUGUGACUGCUGCCUCCUGACCACAGUGAGGCCACUACCCUCCACCUAACCUUCUCCACUUGUAAUGACUAGCUGCUGCUCUUCCCUACAUUAAGGGCCCCUUGUGUCCCCUCUUACCUGCGUAUAGAAUGUACCCCACCUGUAUUUUAGGCAGCACCCUAUUUUAUAGUUUGGGAAACUGAAGCAUGAGCAGAGCAAAGAUAAUGGCUCAUUCUUCUGCAGCCUGAAGCAAGGGCACUCGGGCAUACUCUUCCACCCCAGAACACCUGCUCUACUCUCCAUGGGCAGGCUGGUGGGCAGGUGGUAGAUAUUUGUGCCCAGAAAUGGGGCUGGAAGGGCUCACUCCAUGGUCCUACUCCCCUCUGAGGCCAAGAAGGAAGGGGGGGUCCCUCAGGGGAUCCCUCCCUCUUCCCAAGACUUGGUGCCCUCUCUUCACUCCUUGCUACCAUCUGCUGCUGCUGUUGCUGCUAACUUCAGGGAAGUGCCACCAUCUUUACUCACUGAGGAGAAAUAAAGAUGCAUACCAUGGCCUUCCC